AUGGCUUCAUUAAAUCACUCUACAGUAGUCAUGUUUAUCUUUGAGAGAUUAACAGACCAGCCAGAGCUCCAACUCUUCCUCUUUAUCUUGUUCCUGGGCAUCUAUGUUGUCACUGUGGUGGGAAACUUAGGCAUGAUUAUAUUAAUUGCUGUUGGCCCUCAGCUAAAAUCACCAAUGUACUAUUUCCUCAGCAACUUGUCCUUUGUGGAUCUCUGCUAUUCCUCUGCCAUUGCUCCCAAACUCCUGGAGAAUUUCAUAGGGGGUAAAAACAUUAUAUCCUACCUUGGGUGUAUGAUACAACUUUUUUUCUUCUGUUUUUUUAUUGUCUCUGAAUGCUACAUGCUGACAGUAAUGGCCUAUGACCGUUAUGUAGCCAUCUGUAGUCCUUUGCUCUAUAAUGUCAUCAUGUCUCCACGAGUUUGCUCCUUUUUGGUGACAGGGGCAUAUACUAUGGGUACCUUUACCACUCUGGUUAACAUAACUUGUAUGGUCAGGUUGUCCUUUUGUGGUCCUAAUGUCAUUAAACAUUAUUUCUGUGAUAUCAUCCCCCUUCUGAAGCUCUCCUGUUCUAGCACCUAUCUCAAUGAGCUUCUAUUGAUGAUUAUUGGUACAUUCAAUGUAUUUUUAACCACUACUGCCAUCUUCAUCUCUUAUGCUUUCAUUGUCACUAGCAUCCUUCGCAUCCAGUCUGCUGAAGGAAGGGCUAAAGCCUUCAGUACCUGCAGCUCUCACCUUGCAGCUGUUGCUAUCUUUUAUGGCACCAUUAUUUUCAUGUAUCUUAAGCCACCACCAAGCAGUAGCAUGAAUCAGGAGACAGUAGCCUCCAUAUUUUAUACCACAGUUAUCCCCAUGCUGAAUCCCCUAAUCUACAGCCUGAGGAAUAAGGAUGUCAAGGAUGUAGUAAGAAAAAUCAUGAAGGGCACAAUGUUUUCCAGGUCUAGAUAG
This is a messenger RNA of Dromiciops gliroides (monito del monte), 945 nucleotides long. Its product is annotated as olfactory receptor 8D1-like. Gene Ontology annotation, cellular component: membrane. Bases 1 to 945 code for a protein of 314 amino acids. NCBI's taxonomy places the organism in Eukaryota, Metazoa, Chordata, Mammalia, Microbiotheria, Microbiotheriidae. Gene Ontology annotation, biological process: sensory perception of smell; G protein-coupled receptor signaling pathway. Gene Ontology annotation, molecular function: olfactory receptor activity; G protein-coupled receptor activity; odorant binding. The transcript has a single exon. The record is from RefSeq and is a predicted model, not a curated record.